CGGGGCUACACUAGUAAAUAUUACAAAUGCCGCGGCGAAAAAGAAAUAAUAAAAAGUGAUCAACACAAGAUGAUCUUCGUUCAUCAACACAUACAAACACACGGCACCCCCCUCCAAACUCUGAUUUGAGUCUUCCAACUCACCGAUUCGGAUUUCCGUUGGUUGGUGCUUCUGAUUGAUUUGUUUGUGGGAAGAUGCAUCCUCCCUUAACGUUACACAAGCACCCAAUGUGCGCUGAAAUUAUUGAGCUGUUCCAGAAGUGUCAUGUGGAACACCCUGUUGGGAAAUUCUUUGGUGAAUGUACAGAUUUGAAAAUAAAGUUGGAUCGCUGUUUUAGACAAGAAAAAGCUCUAAAGCGAAAGGCCAACUUUGAAGAGAGCAAAAAGUUCAAGGAGCAACUUCGAGCUUUUAGGAAAGAAAAUGCUGUAAGUGGCAGUCAAUAGAACACAUAACUUGGCACCAAGUUGGUAUGAUACACAUUUUGCCGCUUUCAAAAGAAGAAGAAUAUAUGGUCAUAUGGUGUAUCAAAUAUUGUUUACUUGCUGUAUUGAUGAAUCAAUUUGUAUGUAGCUCAAUUAUUUUACCUUUGACCAUGAGCAUAACAUCUUGUUUAGAUUCUACCUGAGAGUUCAAAGUUCUGUUAGGAUCAUGAAUUGAGAAUUUAUAAUGCCAAUUCUUGGCAUGAUAUAUCUGUUGCUUAUGACGAUUGAGGUUGAUGUAUUAGUUGCCUUAAGAGCAUAUCUAAUAGAAAGAGACAUUUAUCAGUUUUAAAA
Molecule: messenger RNA, 773 nt
Organism: Arachis ipaensis
Lineage: Eukaryota; Viridiplantae; Streptophyta; Magnoliopsida; Fabales; Fabaceae
Cellular component (GO): mitochondrion
Source: RefSeq, a predicted model, not a curated record